AUGAAAGAAGACAUCGUCAAGACACAGGAUGAGCAAUGUCUGAGUAAGUUCCCCAGGUCUGAAGCAGCAGGAAAAGAUGCAGAUUCGCGUCUGGUGGAUGGAAUUCUUGGGGAGUCAGUUACUUUCCCCUUAAAUAUUCAAGAACCACAGAAAGUUAAGAACAUUGCCUGGACCUCUAAAUCAUCCGUUGCUUUUGUCAAAGCAAGACUCCAAGGAACACCACCUGAAGUUAUUGUGACCCAGGCGGUUUUUGAAGGACGAAUAGAUGUCAUAGAACAGAACUAUGACCUAAUCAUUAAAGGCCUGAGAAUGGAAGAUGCAGGAACUUACAAAGCAGACAUAAAUAUAGAGAAUAUUCCCACCACCACAAAACACUACCAUCUUCAUAUUUACCGUCGGCUUGGAAAACCAAUAAUUACACAGAGUUUAAUAACAUUUGUGAACAAUUCUUGUAAUGUCACACUGACCUGCUCUGUGGAGAAAGAAGAAGAGAAUGUCACCUACAGUUGGAGUCCCUUUGGAGAGAGAAGCAACGUCCUUCAAAUCUUCCAGUCCCCUGUGAAUCAAAAACUGAAUUACACCUGUACUGUCGAGAACCCUGUCAGCAACAGCUCCAACUCUGUCACUGCCCAGGAACUCUGCACAGACACUUCAAGCUUCCACCUCCGCCAUGCUGUGUUGCCAAGUGGACUGGCUGUUGCUCUCCCUCUGCUUGUUCUCAUUCCAUUUUCAGUGUUUCUAUUCUAUUUUUACAAGAGAAGGCACGAUGGGACUGACCUGGAAGGUAAUGUCUCAAAGGAAACAGCAUACUCUGAAGUUUCAAGAAAUGCUCAUCCCAUGGAGUCCAGAAUCUAUGAUGAAAUCCCUGAGGCCAAGGUGCUGCCCCGCAAGGAAGAGCCAAUGAGCACCAUUUAUUCCUCAGUGCAGCCUUCUGAGAAGGUGUGGAAACACAACACGAAGGAUGACAGACUUCCCAAGGCUUUGGGUAAUGAAAUUAUCGUCUAGGUGAGCAGAUAGCAUUCUCCCACCAGGAACUGAAGUUACAAGCAGCAAUAGGACAGGUGUCCUGGAGACCAAGACUUUCUCUGGCUGUCCCAUACCAUGGCAUUCCAACUCACCA
This is a messenger RNA of Microtus oregoni (creeping vole), 1120 nucleotides long. RefSeq names its product CD84 molecule (gene Cd84). NCBI's taxonomy places the organism in Eukaryota, Metazoa, Chordata, Mammalia, Rodentia, Cricetidae. Gene Ontology annotation, biological process: negative regulation of interleukin-6 production; positive regulation of tumor necrosis factor production; positive regulation of monocyte chemotactic protein-1 production. Gene Ontology annotation, cellular component: external side of plasma membrane. The record is from RefSeq and is a predicted model, not a curated record.